Molecule: messenger RNA, 420 nt
Organism: Olea europaea var. sylvestris
Lineage: Eukaryota; Viridiplantae; Streptophyta; Magnoliopsida; Lamiales; Oleaceae
Exons: 2
Coding region: 1-420 (139 amino acids)
Source: RefSeq, a predicted model, not a curated record
AUGAAGAAAUUGAAUAUGGAUUUGAAGGCUAUGGGUGAAAAACGUCUCCUACAACUUAAUGAGCUAGAUGAGUUCAGAAUGGAAGCCUACGAGAAUUCAAGAAUCUACAAAGAGCGCGCUAAGAAAUGGCAUGACAUGCACAUUCAGAGGUGUGAAUUUAUGGUGGGGCAGAAAGUGCUACUCUACAACUCUAGGCUUAAACUGUUUCCAGGAAAACUGCGAUCGAAGUGGUCUGGUCCGUAUACUAUUACACAAGUUUUUCCACACGGGGCAGUUGAGAUCACUCACGAUAGCAAGGGGACAUUCAAGGUCAAUGGACAGCGUUUGAAAUACUAUUGGGACGGCGAUUUUUCAAAGGAAAAGUCUACAGGUCAUCGGUUGUUCAUGCAUGUUACUUGGAUCGAACUUGCAUCCCCAUAA